Messenger RNA from Humulus lupulus (European hop), 3080 nucleotides. Its product is annotated as replication protein A 70 kDa DNA-binding subunit E. Gene Ontology annotation, cellular component: nucleus; DNA replication factor A complex. The coding region runs from base 151 to 2808 and encodes 885 amino acids. NCBI's taxonomy places the organism in Eukaryota, Viridiplantae, Streptophyta, Magnoliopsida, Rosales, Cannabaceae. The transcript is spliced from 3 exons. The record is from RefSeq and is a predicted model, not a curated record. Gene Ontology annotation, biological process: telomere maintenance via telomerase; DNA replication; double-strand break repair via homologous recombination. Gene Ontology annotation, molecular function: single-stranded telomeric DNA binding; zinc ion binding; damaged DNA binding.
ACUAAAAAAUAUACAAUUCUGGCGCUUCUUUACAUUCCCACACACACAUACACACUCUCUCACUCUCUUCUCUUCCUAGGGUUUCUGAUCUCUCUUCCUCUUCGUUCAAUCGCCCUACAUCUGUGUCCUUGGUUACGCGCGAAUACGGCAAUGGCGGUCACGCUGACGGAAGGUGCGAUUACGAGGAUUUGUACGGAGGAAUUCCGUAAGGAAGAUAGCUGGAAGCCGGUGGUUCAAAUCCUGGACUUGAGGAUGGUUAACACGCAAGGGGGUCAACCCGUACCUCCCGAGAAGGAAAGGUUCAGAGUUCGACUCUCCGAUGGUUCGCAUUUUCAACAAGGGAUGUUAGGGACACAGGUCAAUGAUCUGGUCAGACAAGGGAGGUUGCAGAAGGGCUCUCUUAUCCGAUUGAAUGAAUUUGUCUGCACUCCGGUCCAAGGCCGACUGAUCAUUAUCAUAGUUGAUCUGGAGCUGGUACUUGAAACAUGUGAUCUAAUUGGUGAACCUGAACUGGUAACAAAACCCGCAAAUUCCCCAUUAUCGGGAUUGGUUACUGGAAGUGCUCAAUUGUCUAGUGGCAGUAGAUUUUCUACUGGGGCAGUGAAUGAAACUGUGGCUGGGAUGUCUAUGGAUAACACUAGGAUGAAUCAAUCAUUUGGCAGUCCUUACUCUAGUAAUUUUGAUUCUGGAAGAUAUGGGGCGACUAAUUUGCCUUCCACGUACACCAAGUCAGAUCCCAGUGAUAGGUCAUAUAGCCAUCUGAACACAGGAGUUGGGGAACCAGCACCAAUAAGUGGGUUGUAUGGUAAUCAGAACUUGGGUUUCCGCAGCCCUAGACCUGAGGUUUCACGGCCGCCUCUAAAUUCUUAUGGUCGUACGCCACCAGCAUCAUAUCAACAGCCACCGCCAAAUUCUUAUGGGCGCACACCGCAGCCAGCUUAUCAACAGCCACCUCCAAUGUAUAGUAAUAGAGGACCAGUGGCCAAAAAUGAAGCACCUGCAAGGAUAAUACCAAUUUCUGCACUUAAUCCUUACCAAGGAAGAUGGACAAUUAAGGCUAGAGUGACAGCAAAGGGAGAGCUUAGGCACUACAACAAUGCUCGUGGUGAUGGGAAGGUAUUUUCUUUUGAUCUUCUGGACUCUGAGGGUGGAGAAAUUCGGGCAACCUGUUUUAAUGCUGUGGCUGAUCAGUUUUACAAUCAGAUUGAAGUUGGUAGGAUUUAUAUGAUAUCCAAGGGUAGUUUAAAACCAGCACAGAAGAAUUUCAACCAUCUCCGCAAUGAUCAAGAGAUUUUUCUGGAGAGCUCAUCGACAAUACAUCCAUGUUUUGAGGAUGAUAAUGCAAUUCCGCAACAGCAAUUUCAUUUCUGUUCUAUAAGUGAUGUUGAGGGCAUGGAGAACAACAAUAUUGUGGAUUUAAUUGGUGUUGUGUCAUCUAUUAGUCCUGCGACCUCAUUAAUGAGAAAAAAUGGCACAGAGACUCAAAAGAGGGCGCUUCAUUUGAAAGACAUGUCUGGCCGAAGUGUUGAAUUAACUUUGUGGGGAAUUUUUUGCAAUGCAGAAGGACAAAGACUGCAGAAUAUGUGUGACUCUGGGGUUUUCCCCAUUCUGGCUGUGAAAUCUGGUAGAAUCAGUGAUUUCAAUGGAAAAGUUGUGGGUACAAUUUCUUCAAGUCAGCUAUUUAUAGAGCCUGAUUUUCCUGAGGCUCACAGUCUGAAGGAAUGGUUUGAGAAGGAAGGGAAGAAUACCCCAUCUGUCUCUAUUUCCAGGGAAUUAGUAGGUACAGGUAGAACAGAUGUCCGAAAAACUAUAUCCCAAAUAAAAGAUGAGAAGUUGGGGACUUCUGAAAAGCCGGAUUGGAUAACUGUUAGUGCAACUGUUUCUUUCAUAAAGGUUGAUAAUUUCUGCUAUACAGCAUGCCCUCUAAUGAUUGGUGAUCGACAAUGCAACAAAAAGGUCACAAAUAAUGGAGAUGGGAAAUGGCGGUGUGAGAGAUGUGACCAGUGUAUUGAAGAAUGUGACUACCGGUAUAUACUCCAGUUACAAAUACAAGAUCAUACUGGCUUGACAUGGGUAACUGCAUUUCAAGAGGGUGGUGAGGAGAUAAUGGGUGUCUCUGCUAAAAGUUUAUAUUUCUUGAAAUUUGAAGAACAAGAUGAGGAGAAGUUUGCUGAAAUAAUUCGUAAGGUUCUAUUUACUAAGUUUACGUUUAAAUUGAAAAUAAAAGAGGAAACAUACAGUGAUGAACAACGUGUAAAAUCAACUGUGGUGAAAGCAGAAAAAGUGAGUUUUUCAUCUGAGGCCAAAUUUCUUCUGGAUUUAUUGGAAAAGUUAAACAGAGAAGAUUUUAGCUCUGCUCCAAAGGUAGAAAAAAUCAUUUCCAACCCUGGAUUAACUACACCAGUUGACUUUGGUAAUACUGCGGGUGCUGGUAGAGAAUUUGGUGCUCCAGCAAAUCUAGUGGGUCAGUACGGCAAUCAGUAUAGUGGUGGUUCUAGGCUUUCUGCAACUACCUCCUCUGGUUCAUACUUGAGCUGUAAUAGUUGUGGGGCUACUGGUCAUAGCUCUAUGAACUGCCCGAGUAUAGUAAAUGGUCCAGGACAGCCACUGGGAGGGAGCUAUACUAAUAGACUAUCUUCUGGCCCUGUUGGUAACGUCUCAGGUGAAUGUUUUAAAUGCCAUCAAACUGGGCAUUGGGCGAGAGAUUGUCCUGGGUCCAGAGAGAUUCCUCCAUCUUACGGAAGCAGUGGUGCUGUUUCGGGAAGAUACGGAGGAGGAUUCCCCAAACAACAUGUUGGUGGCUUUUGAGAACAAGCUGAAAACUUCAUGGAUCGAAGUGCACUUCCUACCAAUUAUCACCAGCGCUCCCACCGUUUGUUUCUGCAGGGUGGUAAGGUCAUCAUGAGAGAUAUGGCGGCCUGUGUAAUUGUCAGAAUGGUUCUUCUACCAAAAAACUUAUUAUUAUUCUGCAUUUUGCAGAUUUCAGCAAUAUACUCUUUUUAUAAAGUUAUACGAAGAAGAAUCCUCAAGAAUUAGAAGAGACUAAUAUUUAAGAAUAAGUCAACGUACUCCUUUGGUUA